AUGUCAGUAUCAGACCUCUGUCCCGUAUACGCGCCUUUCUUUAGCGCUAUGGGCUGCACGAGCGCCAUCGUCUUCACUUGCAUUGGAGCCAGUUAUGGUACAGCAAAAUCUGGCGUCGGUAUUGCCGCCAUGUCCGUUCUUCGUCCAGACCAAAUGAUGAAGUGUGUGGUCCCUGUCAUCAUGGCUGGUAUCAUCGCUAUUUAUGGUCUCGUCGUUUCCGUCCUCAUCGCCUCCGACCUCAAAGUCGCCAUGACUCUCGCCCAAGGCUUUGUCCAACUCGGUGCUGGUCUUUCCGUCGGCCUUGCGGGACUUGCAGCGGGUUUUGCCAUUGGUAUCGUUGGUGAUGCUGGUGUCCGCGGUACCGCUCAACAGCCUCGACUUUUCGUUGGCAUGAUUCUCAUCCUCAUUUUCGCUGAAGUUUUGGGUCUUUACGGCCUGAUCGUCGCUCUCAUCAUGAACACCAAGUCACAGGACCUUAUUGGCGUAUUGUCUAUAAAUUGCGUUGGGAGUCGAUGUGGCCCUCUUGCGAAGAGUGAUCAUGGACUGCGACCUCCUUAUCUCCCGUUCGCUCUUACCACUGCUGCUACAUACCUUUCUGCACCCGAAUUUCCUGCACGUUACAUCCUGUCUCUUGUCUAA
This is a messenger RNA of Mycena indigotica, 639 nucleotides long. RefSeq lists its product as uncharacterized. The coding region runs from base 1 to 639 and encodes 212 amino acids. Gene Ontology annotation, cellular component: proton-transporting V-type ATPase, V0 domain. The record is from RefSeq and is a predicted model, not a curated record. Gene Ontology annotation, biological process: proton transmembrane transport. The transcript is spliced from 8 exons. Gene Ontology annotation, molecular function: proton-transporting ATPase activity, rotational mechanism. NCBI's taxonomy places the organism in Eukaryota, Fungi, Basidiomycota, Agaricomycetes, Agaricales, Mycenaceae.